GAAUACUAAACUGGCAGCAAUCUGACAUCAAUAGACAGUUCGAUUUUCUUUUAAAGGAACGUGUGAAUGCAUUGUGACUUUUUAUAGUGACUUGACUCCGAGCCAAUUUACAUAAAGACAGUGAAUGCUUAUCAGCGCCCCCCUACCCAAUGCCGCCGCCUCCGCACUAAUACUCGUACAUAUAUAUAGGUCCAGGAACGGAAGGUAACUUGUCUGUACUCGAAAUCCACUUGGGCUUGUUCAGUGUGACGAUGAGUUACGAAAACACGACAUUUGAAGACUCGCCAGAGACUCUUCAGAAAAAAUCGGUAAAUACCUAUUUGGUUGAGGAAGAUGUCUUGCAUCGUGAGGAAGAAAUUAAGGAGCAGGGGGGAGAAAAUAAAAUUCAAGAAGAUUCACGCGAAAGAAGAACGCGCCUCCUUAAGCAGGCCCUGAUGGUGUUUCUCAGCAGCCUAGGAAUGUGGACCACCGGUACAGUCAUCGGCUUCUCAUCAGUUAUCGCCUACGACCUGGAAACUCACAACACGACCAUUUACGGAGAUCCAGUUGCCCUCUCCAGCGAGGAGUUCGAUCAGCUGAGCAGCCUGAAAACUAUAGAGACCAUACCCGGUGCAUGUAUCAUAGCUUUAGUGAUGAUGCUCUGGGGACGCCGUCUGUGUAUGGCUGCGCUUGGACUGAUUAUGAUUGUGGGAUGGCUUGGAAUUGUCUUUAUACCUGGUGUGGACGGAAUGCUGAUUUCCAGAGUCAUAUCUGGAUUCGGAAUUGGUGGUCUCAGCAUUUCCAUCAACACGUACGUUGUUGAACUGGCUGACCGUGAGGUCAGAGGCACCAUGGCUAUUAUUGUCAAUACUGGGGCUGGCCUCAUUGGUGGUGAGUUGUUUAGCUCUUUUAGUUGA
Molecule: messenger RNA, 896 nt
Organism: Macrobrachium nipponense
Lineage: Eukaryota; Metazoa; Arthropoda; Malacostraca; Decapoda; Palaemonidae
Exons: 4
Coding region: 252-896 (214 amino acids)
Biological process (GO): transmembrane transport
Cellular component (GO): membrane
Molecular function (GO): transmembrane transporter activity
Source: RefSeq, a predicted model, not a curated record